GGGACAUAAAAGGAAAGAACACAGAAUCAGAUUACCAGGUGGCGAUGUAAACAAUAUGCACCUAUUGAUUUAUAACUUACCAACAAUAGAAAGAUUCGAUAUCAGUAUUAGUGUAACGACGGUCCUGCAUUAAUGUGUUUAAUACCUGUAGUAUGAAACCUUAGAAUACAAUGGGAACUUGAUAUUGCCAUAAGAAUGUUUUUUUUAGGUCAUAAGCAUUUCGAAAUUCCCGAAUUCUGAUCAGAAAAUUCUAUAAAGGGAUAAAGAUGACAGGUGGACAGACGAUACAUGUGUUAUGGACUUUUAUUCUGAUGAUAAUAAUUUUGGAGGGGAUAGUGGAUUCUGCAACAUACAGAUCUCGCAGGACUUACGUCUCCACUGGACUAGACACAUGGAUGAUUGUUAUGAUUGUUGUCAGUUGUUUGUCAAUGCUAGCUGUUCCAUUUGUAAUAAUUUUAUGUAUAAAAUGUGGAUGCUGUAAAGUAAAACAAAGAACCUUCCCGGGUCAAACAGCGGUACCACUUGGACAGCAGUAUGGACAGCCAGGGACAACAAUGUAUGGUCAGCCUCAAAGCGGAAUGCCUCCACAGUACGGACAACCACUUCAGUACGGACAACCAUCUCAGUACGGACAAACAAAUCCAUUCGGACAGCAAAGUUCAUACGGACAACCAAACGGUUUUGGACAGCAGAGUGCCUUUGGGCAACCAGACGAAAAUCAGUUUUCCUACAGUUCUCAAAAAUACUAAACAAAUAUUCACGUUAGUUAAUGUUAUUUUGAGAAUAAAUUGAUGUUAAUAUUUUUACGCAUUAUCUUCCACAAUAGUACUGUUAUAUUUUCUGUUGUUGUUUAUUAUAUUUUUUUCUUUAUGUGGAUAAUUAAUCAAUGUGUAUUUUAUAGAAGUUUAAUUUAUUCUGUUUUUCUACACUGUUAUGUUUUAUGACUGCAAAAAAUGCUACUAGUAUUUGUCGAAUCACUGGUUUUAAUGAGUGCAAAAAGUCCCAUCUAUUGAGAUCCACUGCUGGAGAAUGAGUAUGAAUUCUUAGGUUUAAUCAUGUGUAUCAAUAUUAUAGCAUCUGUUUUUUAUCAGUAUUAAUAUUUGAGUAAAUUAUUGCUAUCAAAACUUAAUUUAAAAGUCAAUGUUUCUUAACGUUGUUUUUUUUUAUUGUAAGACUUAUAUUUCAUUGUAUAUUUUUGGACUCUUAUGAGGAAUAAUUUAUUUACACGAAUAAAAGAAAACUCUUGUGACCUCAAUUCAACAUUUAGACAUAUCUACUGUGUGUUUUCAAUAAACACUAUUGUAUAUACAUUCAAUCCUUUAUUGAGUUAAUCCCACUGAACUUGAAACGAGAGAUCCACAGAAUCUGACCCAUUUGAUACAUAUUUGAAAAUUUAAGACAUUUACUACUACAUUCAAAAGUAAAACCAAUCUUUAAAAUUUCGCAGGAAUACGAAAAGAGAAUUAUGGCCCUUGAUCUUUGAUUUAAGAAGACAGAACCUAUUUUAAGCCACAGGUAUCACGAUAUCGAUCUGUCUUUUGUGUUUCAACACAUUUAUUGGUUUAGUUUGGAUUUGUCCUGUGUAUUAUAAAUCUUUUGCACUAUACACUGCAAGGAAUUAAAAUUUAGUUGAG
Molecule: messenger RNA, 1634 nt
Organism: Saccostrea cuccullata (small rock oyster)
Lineage: Eukaryota; Metazoa; Mollusca; Bivalvia; Ostreida; Ostreidae
Product: RNA-binding protein EWS-like
Exons: 4
Coding region: 267-749 (160 amino acids)
Source: RefSeq, a predicted model, not a curated record